Molecule: messenger RNA, 357 nt
Organism: Lasiosphaeria miniovina
Lineage: Eukaryota; Fungi; Ascomycota; Sordariomycetes; Sordariales; Lasiosphaeriaceae
Product: transcription elongation factor Elf1 like-domain-containing protein
Exons: 3
Coding region: 1-357 (118 amino acids)
Biological process (GO): transcription elongation by RNA polymerase II
Cellular component (GO): transcription elongation factor complex
Molecular function (GO): RNA polymerase II complex binding
Source: RefSeq, a predicted model, not a curated record
AUGGGUAAACGCAAAAAGAGUUCGCGUAAGCCUCAGGGCCCUAGGAAGAACGAGCCGCUCGCGACCGUGUUCACCUGCCUCUUCUGCAACCACGAAAAGUCCGUGUCUGUCAAGCUCGAUAAGAAAGCUGGCGUGGGCACCCUCGACUGCAAGACUUGUAGCCAGAAGUUCCAAUGCGGCAUCAACUAUCUUUCGGCGGCGGUAGACGUAUAUAGUGAAUGGGUCGACGCCGCAGGUGAGCACUUUAUACCGACUGCCGAGAGUGUUUGGUAUAUCUGGCGCAUAUACUUACUAAUCAUUCCCAGAUGCUGUUGCCCAUGGACCGGACGCGGAGUCACCAUUAGGUCUCAGUGGUAG